CAGAAUACCGUCCGACUCGGGAAGGGGGAACCGGUGCGCGUUCUCCCCGCAGGCCGCCGACGGUCGGAACGAACGUAGCGACGGACUCUCGGGCACGUCGUCAGUCAGCGACCGUCGUUCGUGGUACGCACCGGCCAACAACCAACGACGUCGUAUCAGCUGGUCCGCUGUACGUUCACGUAACGCUUUUCGGUUUCCUCUAUUGCGUUUGGAUUUUUUUUUCUUUUUCUUCGUCCGAUUAACGCAUCCGUAUCACCUCAUCUGCCACCGUCGCCGAUCACGUAACUACGUUUAUCAAAAAAAAAAAAUCAAAAAUCUAUACGCAGGAAACGCAGUCGCGCAGAAGAGUUGAUGCAUCGCGAUCCACAACUGUUUCAUCACCGCGUUGACGAUAUUCUCGCUACGCUCCGACGUGCACUGUUCACAUCGUAAACCCGUCCGCCGUCCGAAGACCGUAAGUACAUGUAAUCACAACGCGAGGUCGCGAUUCCAAGCAAUAAUCCAAGCACCUCCUUCGUCCCAACAGCAAUUCCGUAGUGUUAGUUAUGCGUUUCCGCGCCGGUUUCGGUCGCUCGUACGCGCGACGUUUUGUCAACGGACAACAGCCGUAUUCGAUUUGCUCUCGGAGUCCGUUUUAUCGUUUUUUUUUUUUCUCGUCGACGUUUCGUUGAUCAUCGAUAUCAGCUAUUGAACUAUGACCGCUUCUGUUGUACACCAUACUCUCCGCGCUCAAUCGCACCGUUCCGUAGUAUUAUUUUGUUUGCCAGUACACAGUGAUCGACGGACUACGAUCGUUAUCGUGUCAAUGCAUAUAUCGUCAAUCGUUGUCGUGUUCGUAUUUGUAUUUGUUAUUUUAUAUUUAUUUGGGCUCAUAUUUGUAGUAUAAUAUGCCAAAAGAAAAAAAAAACAUAAAUUAAUCGGUUGAAAAGUUUCAUUUUGGAAUUUGGGGGUAAUGUAUUUUCCGCAGACGGAAGAGUUUUAUUUUGUAAAUUAUGUGAAAUUAAAAUAGAAUAUGAACGACGAUCUAGUGUAAUACAAUAUAUACAAAUAGUUACAAAUGUGAAAAUGAUUAAGCGGAGGGAAAUGUUCAAUACAAUAACCCAACAAAUGAUAACACACACUUAUACAACUAAGAAGUCUACUUUUAAUAUGGACUUAUGUAAAGCAUUGGUAUCGGCUAACAUUCCGCUAAAUAAAUUAUCGAACAAAGUAUUUCGAAAUUUUUUGGAAUCUUACACAAGGAAAGAGAUACCGUACGAAACAACUUUAAGAAAAGGCUAUAUUGAUGAUUGUUUUAUUGAAACUAUGCAAAAAAUAAGAGAAUAUAUUUCUGAUCAUAAAAUUUGGAUAUCGAUAGACGAAACGACCGAUGCUGAAGGUCGAUUUAUCGCAAACGUGAUUAUCGUUACUUUAGAAGCUGAAAAAUCUGGAAAAAUAUUUCUUUUGAACACUGAAGAACUGGAAAAAGCCAAUUAAUCUACAGUUAGUAAGCUAUUUGACAAAUCUCUUUCUAUAUUAUGGCCAGAUGGUAUAAAACAUGACAAUGUUUUAUUAUUUUUUUUCGGACGCAGCUCCUUACAUGGUGAAAUAUGGUCAAACGUUAAAUGGUUUAUAUUCCAAAAUGAUACACGUUACAUGCACUGCUCACGGGCUACACAGGGUGGCUGAACAAGUACGAAGCCAAUAUAAAUCUGUUGAUCAGCUGAUUUCAAAUAUCAAAAAACUAUUUAGAAAAGCUCCAUCUCGCAUGUUUCUUUUUAAAACUGAGGCACCGGAUUUAUCUUUACCUCCAGAGCCAGUAAUAACACGGUGGGGCACCUGGAUAAACUGGGAAAAAUAUUUGUAGAAAGAUGAAAAAUGUAUUGAAGAAAAAUGUUGGCCUUGCUAUGCUAAAGAAAAUUAAAAACAUUCUUAACGGUGAAUUAAUUGACAUGAAAGACUUACCAGAAUACUUAGAUAUUAAUGAUCUGAUAUAUUUUAAAUAUGCUCCCAUCACAUCGGUAAACGUAGAAAGAUCAUUUUUCACCUAUAAAACUUUACUUACAAAUAAUAGAAGGUCUCUCAAAGUCGAGAACAUAAAAAAACAUUUGAUAAUCCAGUGUAACGCAAGUAAGUACAUAAUUAGAAUUAUAAAAUGAUUAUUUUUUAAUAAAUAAAAAUUGUAAUUGAUCGGUAUAGAAAAUGCUAAGUGUUGAAAAA
Sipha flava (yellow sugarcane aphid) is the source of this 2199-nucleotide messenger RNA. RefSeq lists its product as uncharacterized. The transcript has 2 exons. Lineage: Eukaryota; Metazoa; Arthropoda; Insecta; Hemiptera; Aphididae. The record is from RefSeq and is a predicted model, not a curated record. Gene Ontology annotation, molecular function: double-stranded DNA binding. Gene Ontology annotation, biological process: regulation of transcription by RNA polymerase II. The coding region runs from base 1066 to 1476 and encodes 136 amino acids. Gene Ontology annotation, cellular component: nucleus.